AUGAAUACUAGUAUUUCCGUCGCACGCGAAUGCAUAUCUGCAUUCAACCAGCUCCGAUCAGGGUCAGAAGCUACCAGACCGAGGUUCAUCAUCUACAAGAUCUCCGACGACUACAAGAGUAUUGUAGUCGAGGAGACAUCUACAGAGAAAGAUUGGGACAUGUUUCGCCUGAAGCUAUGGCAUGCAGCCGACAAAGAUGGGAACCCGGCUCCACGGUAUGCUGUCUACGACAUGGAAUAUGAGGUUGGGAGCGAAGGGCAGCAUGGGCAAAAUUUGACCAAAAUCUUUGAUCUCAAGGCAUCAAUUGAUGCGGACUGCAUGGAAGACCUUGAAUGGGCGAUUGUCAUGAAGGAGGUCAUUGAGGAGCUGGGUAUAGGAACUUCAUCGGUAUCGCUAAAGCAUCACGCAUGA
This is a messenger RNA of Penicillium digitatum Pd1, 411 nucleotides long. The record is from RefSeq and is a predicted model, not a curated record. NCBI's taxonomy places the organism in Eukaryota, Fungi, Ascomycota, Eurotiomycetes, Eurotiales, Aspergillaceae.